Molecule: messenger RNA, 3248 nt
Organism: Botrytis cinerea B05.10
Lineage: Eukaryota; Fungi; Ascomycota; Leotiomycetes; Helotiales; Sclerotiniaceae
Exons: 1
Coding region: 112-2748 (878 amino acids)
Source: RefSeq, a predicted model, not a curated record
GAAUAUCUCACUUCGAACGUCCAACCUCGGUGUUGAACGACAUCCAUCAUCAAUCAUCCAUCCAUUCAUUUCUGCAAUUCGCAAUAUGUAACGAAACAAUAUCCAUUCAAGAUGCCGAGUAAACAGCGUACCUUCGAAUUGGUGGACGCGCCAAAGGUCCACCGACCAAUGACCAGCAAACAAGCAAAAAAAGCAUAUCAAAAAGCAAAUCGAACGCCACGAAUAACGAAAGCCGAACAAAAGCGACGAGACGCCGAAGAACUUGCGAAGCAUAGAAAAGCACAUGAAAAAGAACAAGCAGCUGCGAAAGCAAAAGCGGCGAGAGAUAAGAAAGCAGCAAAAGCAUUAGAGCAGAAAGAAGAGAGGAAGAAACGGGGAAUACCUGAACCCAACAGACAUGUUCGCCCAAGUCAGUCGAGGAUUUCUCUGUUUUUGAAUCAGGGAACCAAGAGAAUUCGGGAGACAUCAAAUACAGGCGAAGAGUCCGAAGGUACUAUGUGCGAUGAUUUGGAUGGACCACCCGCAAAACGAGUUGCGCAUGAGAUUUCCGAGGACGACAAGGAUGAGGUCGAGGAGGGGGGCGAGAAUGAAUAUGAAGAUGAAGUCUUGUCGAAACAAAUCAAGCAUCGCAAUUUCGAGUACGAAGAUGAACCGCAGAAGGAACAACUUACAGAUAAAAAGAACAAUGAUAAAAUGGCCAUUUUGGGGUCGCCAAUUCCAUUAGAAGAUUCCGAUGACGAAUUUGGAGAUUUUCCGCCCCUGUCAGAGAACGACAUUUCAUUGUUGGACACUAGCUCUAUGCAUUCCACUCCAAUAAAUACGAAUCUAGGUAGACCCAGAUCUGCAGGCCUGACAAGACCCCCGUUUCGAAAACCUACCGCCCCAUUCAACAAUGAGCAAGAGCUACCACCAAUGAAGAAUUUUGAAAGGGAGAAAAACUCGCCCGAUGAUCCAUUUGAACUAGAGGACAUGCUUGAUUCUCAAAUACGCUCCGAAGCAGCGGAUGCAGUUUGCAAGUCAGAUAGUAAACAAGCACUCUCGAUUCACAAAGAAAUCAGUAGAGACAACACAAAACCUACAACUCCCACGUCCAACAGUUCUGUAAAGGAUAUUGCGGGGGAACGAGAACUUCUUUGGCAUGCGCCUAUUCACGCCAGAAACAUAUCAAUCUCCCAAUCCAUACAUACCAAACCGCCAUUACGUCUUCCCAGGGGUUCAUCAACUAAAGCGACUCACGAAAAGCAAAACAGUCCACACUCGCGUAGUUUAGCUCAUGAUCCUCUACAGAAUUCUCCUUCCAAUUUGAAUUGUGAUGCAGUUUCAGUGCCAGAAACAAAUGUGUGCCUCAAUUCUAGGCCGUUAGAUAGAAACCCAGCCCCCACGAAGAAAUCACUGGGUGCUGCUCCGGCUAUGUCAAACAAUGCUACUGGCAUUGAAUCUGAGAUUCCAGUCCCUCAUUCAACCGAUUCGGGUCAGCAGGGCUGGCAAGAGGGAUUAGUCCAUUCUCUUGUGCCCAGAUCCCAACAUUUUAAACGAGAACCGGCUCAAAAAUCAUCUGCUCAAGCCCCUACAUCCAGUUAUAUACGCCCCGCACUUCAAGAAAGGUCUAUCAACAUGGGUCCUCCAGCUCUUCCACAGAAAAGCAAACUUGGAACGGCCCCUGUUGCUCCAGUCAACACCAGGAAAACAACCGACGCUUAUAGUCUUCCACCCUCCACACAAGCAUUUCUUGAAUCUCAUCUUGACGACUUUUUUCCUAGUGCAACUCAAGAAGCUAGAGAACUAUGUGAAGAAUCCAUUACAUCCCACUCUUUCACAGACUCGAGUAGAAACUCUGCUCACAAAGGGGACCAAGAAAACCUCGGAAUUGUGAAGGAUAAUGUUCCUACAACUUCUGAUGAUGAAUUUGGAGGCAUGUUAUCCACUCAGGAACUCAAAAUGUUUUCGCAGGAUUGGGAAAUUUCCGAUUCAACGCCCCAAAAAGAAAAAGAAAGGGGAAACACCAUUGAUGCCCACAAGGAGAUAUCAGCAGGAAUAGAGGAUCUACAAAACUUUCUUUGUGGCCAAGAUUCAAUUUUCUCGAGUUUAGAGCCGCCUGGACUGGAGGAUAUGCCGAAAACCAAAUCACUGAUGGCAAGUCCCUCACAGCUGUCACAAGCUCAAAUAUCCACUUUUAACCACCAUCAAGGACAACCAGCAAUAUUGCAGAGUAAGUUGGCUGAGCCAAGUACUACACAGAUUGAUCCAGAAAUGGAACUCACGCUCAAACCGAAAAGAUCACCUUGGUUCAAGGAAAAACCGGAAGACAAGUUUACGAAGAAGAGAUUUUUCACCGAGAAACCAGAAGAUUUAGAAGCUGCUGCUUUAGCAGAGAGUAAGAAAGCAUGGGAUGAAAUCAAAGAGGCGACUUCAUCUAACAGGCAUAAUUUUGAUGAUGAUCUUGAGCCUGAACUAGAUGGACAGCUUAAAGCUGCGCUUGCUGAAAGUAAGGAGUGGGAUGAGGUAUACAAAGCGGUACUUUCUACACCUACACCGAAAAAUACUGGUGAGAAGGGCAGAGGUAAGAUGGAUGUUGAGGUGGAUGUUGAGGUAGAAUUUAAAACACCGUCACGAAUCAUAGAUGGGCAGAAGGUAGCGGGUGCUAUCACGAACGAAACACAGCGGUUCAAAAGAGCAGCUAGUGUUGCUAGUACCGAUUAUGGUGAUGGAGAGGUUUCCGAUUGGGACGAUGUCUUGCAUGGACUUUGACAAACGUAUCAGAAAACGUUUAAUAUAUUAGGAAAUAUUCACGACUCAUGGGUAUUGACAGCAUUAUGGUUUGGAAUGGGUAUGGGAUUAGAUAUGCCUAUACAUAUGGACUUAUUUGAGUUUUGAUAUUGAUAUUAGCAUGGAUAUAUAUUCCAUAUUCGGGUGUUAUAUGUUAUUGGAUUUGAGCAUGCAUAGGAGGAUUGGAUUAUUUUUUCGAUUGGCGUCAUGGGAAUAUGGCGGGAUUUUCGUUUUCAUUUGUUAGUAGUGGGUGAUUUGGAGAGGCAUAGGUCCCAACUCAGGCUUUCUGUUGCAUUCUUUUUUUGUGGCUGUAUUGCAUAUAGAUCAUGUUUUCUUCAAACGGGAUCGGGCGUCAUGGGAUGUUUUAGUCAUCAAGAGACUUGCAUGUUUCAGCAUAGCGAUAUAGAUGAGACAUUUGAUACCCAAAGAUUUUGUUUCCUAGGUGAUAUUAGAUGAUAAAUUGUUGCCUGCCUUUUAUAACA